Messenger RNA from Dioszegia hungarica, 774 nucleotides. Its product is annotated as Isochorismatase hydrolase. The record is from RefSeq and is a predicted model, not a curated record. Lineage: Eukaryota; Fungi; Basidiomycota; Tremellomycetes; Tremellales; Bulleribasidiaceae. The transcript is spliced from 7 exons. Bases 1 to 774 code for a protein of 257 amino acids.
AUGCCCCACUCUCCCCACUUUGUCUUCGGGUAUCCCCAGACCGGUGCAGGUGAUUCGCCGCCGUCCCUCCUGGCUCCCUUGCCUCUCGCCCUCUUCUUCCAUCCACCUCACUACAUCACCCAGCAAGAAAUGGCGUCUUCUCUGACCAAAGCGCUCGACCCCAAGCGGACCCUUCUGCUCAUUUGCGAUGUACAGACCAAGUUCCGGGAAGCGACUUAUGGUUUCUCCGACAUGUGCUCUGCUAUCAGGAAGAUGACCAAGGCUGCUACAAUACUAGAGAUGCCAGUGAUGGCGACUGAGCAGAACCCUAAAGCUCUCGGAGAGACUGUCCCAGACGUAGGCCUGGCGGAAGUACCUUCAGAGCUCCUGCUCGGAGCACACCCAAAGACAAAAUUCUCAAUGUGUAUCUCGCCGGUACAGGAGGCUAUCAAAGAUAAGAACAUUGAUGCGGCAAUCAUCGUCGGUAUCGAGUCCCACAUCUGCGUCCUUCAAACAACGCUCGACCUCCUCGCGUCCGACCUGCGCGUCUUCGUACUAGCCGACGCGGUGUCUUCAGUGCAUAAGCAGGAGAUACCGGUCGCGCUGGAGGUGAUGCGACAAGCAGGGGCGGUGGUGACGACGUCCGAGAGCAUCGUGUUCAGGCUUAUGCGGGACGCGUCGGACCCCAAGUUCAAACCAUUCGUCAAGCUUAUCAAGGAAGAGAAGGACGCUGGGAAUACGAAGCGCGCGUUGGAGACGUUCCUCGGCGGAGCGGCAGAGCAGGGGAAGCUAUGA